AUGUCUGAGGUCAUCCAGCGUUGUUCAGAUUUGCAGUGCGGUACCAAAUGUUCCUCUGGUCUGAAAUGCCCCAUCUGUUUGAAGCAGGGAAUCGAGCAACCAUUCUGCGAUGAGGGCUGCUACAAAAACAGUUACAAAGCACACAAGGCUUUACACUGGAAGGACGACAAACCAGAAUCGUACGACCCGUUCCCAAAAUUCAAAUAUGCCGGUAACCUGAGGGCUGCGUAUCCUCUAACUCCGAAGAGAACCAUCCCAGAAGGAAUUGAACUACCAGAAUGGGCGGAAGACGGUCUUCCCCGUCUAGAACAACGCAACGAUGCAACUAACAAGAUCAUCGUGUACUCCAAGGACGAAAUUAAGAAGAUUCGCAAAGCUUGCAUGCUAGCGAGAGAAAUUCUGGACAUCACCGCGGCCGCAAUCCAAGUCGGCGUUACUACAGACGAACUAGACCGCAUUUGCCAUGAGGAAACAGUAAAGAGAGGUGCUUAUCCUUCUCCGUUGAACUAUUACAAUUUUCCCAAGUCUCUCUGCACAUCUGUAAAUGAAAUUGUGUGUCAUGGGAUUCCCGACCAGACGGUGUUGGCAGAUGGCGAUGUGGUCAACCUCGAUGUCUCGAUUUACGUCUUCGGCGUUCAUGCCGACCUCAACGAAACCUACUAUGUGGGAGAAAAUACGCGGAAGGAGGUCGUCAAUACCGUGGAGACUGCGAGAGAGUGUCUAAAAACCGCCAUCAAACAGUGCAAACCAGGCUCCACGUUUCAGGAGUUGGGUAACUACAUUGAGAAGCACGCUAAAGAGAACAAGUGCUCGGUCGUGAGGACAUACUGUGGCCAUGGUGUUGGUCGGUUUUUCCAUUGUGCUCCCAGCAUCCCUCACUACGCCGGAAACCGCACCUCCGGUAUUAUGAAGCCUGGCAUGGUUUUCACUGUGGAGCCAAUGAUCAACGAGGGUACCUGGCAUGAUAUGAGCUGGCCUGAUGACUGGACGUCCUCCACCAAAGAUGGUAAGGUGAGUGCUCAAUUUGAACACACUUUGCUAGUCACCGAGAAUGGCGUUGAAAUCCUCACGGCUCGCAACAAGAAGUCACCAGGUGGGCCGAGACCCAGAAGAAAGUAG
Messenger RNA from Lachancea dasiensis, 1119 nucleotides. NCBI's taxonomy places the organism in Eukaryota, Fungi, Ascomycota, Saccharomycetes, Saccharomycetales, Saccharomycetaceae. The record is from the annotation of a GenBank genome assembly.